Talaromyces stipitatus ATCC 10500 is the source of this 798-nucleotide messenger RNA. Its product is annotated as C6 finger domain protein, putative. The record is from RefSeq and is a predicted model, not a curated record. The transcript is spliced from 3 exons. Gene Ontology annotation, biological process: regulation of DNA-templated transcription. Gene Ontology annotation, molecular function: DNA-binding transcription factor activity, RNA polymerase II-specific; zinc ion binding. NCBI's taxonomy places the organism in Eukaryota, Fungi, Ascomycota, Eurotiomycetes, Eurotiales, Trichocomaceae. Bases 1 to 798 code for a protein of 265 amino acids.
AUGAAACCAGAAAAGAAUAAGGUAUCCCGAAUAACAAUUGCGUGCAAUCCGUGUCGGUCUCGAAAACAAAAGAAAAGCAGUAUUCUUGAACUAACACUAUGCAGACCGGAAUGUGAACAAUGUUCGAGCUACAACCGUACCUGCGAAUGGCCUGAGCAGCUUAAACGCGGACCACCCAAGGGUUAUGUUGAAGCCUUAGAGCAGCGUCUUCAUGAAACAGAAGACGUGCUGCUCAAAGUACUCUCUCAGCUGAAUGAAGCUCAACUUACAUCAAUCUUAUCUGCGCCGAAUGCAUUCCCAGUCGAUGAUGUACCUCAAGAUAAUGGAACGCCUAACCGUUUCCCUAUGCUACAUGCACGCAACCGAGGGGUAGAGCACUGGAAGUCGUUUCCAUUACGAGAUGCCGAGAGUAUACGGAAAUGGCAGCAAGACUUCCAUCGUAUCAGAUCUACUUCCAGCUCUAGUCUGCCGAAUGAAAACCACUGGCGUUCCUCACGACCGUCGAGGCGCCGAUCGUCAAGAAAGAACGCUAGAGUGGACUCCGGUAGUGCGGAAAAUUUACCAAACGCCCAAUCACCAAUCGAUGAACUGCCGUCUGAGGCUAAUGGGAAAUUUCAAGAUUCGAAUCUAUACUCUCGUCGUACUGUCAAUGGCGGUACUAGCGGAAAUAGGCCGCUGAGACCUAAAAUGAACUUUCAUAUCCCCGCUCCUACGAAUCAACAUGAAAGCAACUCAUCGCAUCUGAGCUCAUGGAACGCUGCACCAUCAAAGGAAUUUCAAGAGCAGUUUAUGUGGUGA